AUGGUUGAUUUUCAAAAGAGAGGAAGAGGGCGCCCAGUAGAUCUGAAACCAGUUCACUUAUCACCUCUUUAUAAGACUGCCUGUGAAAUCUCAAAGGUAAAGUUUUGUGAUUUGAUGCACCUCCUGUCUUAUGUUCCACCAGUUCAUCAUAGAUUUAACCAUUUGCUUAAGCUCUAACAGGUUCAAGCCAUCAGCAGUGGUAAUGGAUCAAGUGGCGAGGAAAGUGAAGGCAGUGUACGUAUGAUGUAGUCACUUUAUAACAAUUUUUCAUUUAUUUACUAAGAAUGAAAAAUGGUACGAAUAAGGGUUUUCAUUAGAAGGCAGCAACCUGCGAUUGGCCUCCACAUACUUUGGAAAUUAUACCCACCUACAUUGCAUUCUAGUUUCUCUUUUCUUCUUAAUUUUUGUUCAUUGCAGGGCCGCCUACUGAAGUUGGGGUGGACACCCUCUCUAUGUUCCUUAAACUAACGCAUCGUACGUUUGGUCCUUUCCUUUCCCCUUCUGAUUUUUUUUCGUUUUCAGCAUUACCACCCACCUGUUCUCUCAAUAGUUUACCUGAUGAGGUCAUUUUGCAGAUUCUGUCUGGUUUAAGCCUCCCUGAAGUUCAAUGCACUGUGGCACGAGUAGCAACUGUUUCUACACGCUAAGCCACCAUUCUUCAUUGUGGUUCACAAUAAGGUCUUCUGACAACACCAUUAUCAAAAAUGUAGUACAUUUCAGGGAGUUAACAAUAUACAACUGCAGAAAUGAGACCAGUUUGGAAUAUAAUUGUAAAUGAUGAAUAACAGUGUAUUAACUUGAAGGAGUGAGACAUCAGCUUGUUUGAAAUGCAUCAGUGACGUUUCAUUCCUUAAUGACAUGAUACAGUUGGAAGAGUUAUGUAUGGAUCAAUGUCAAAACAUCAGUCCUGACAAGGUCCUCAGAGGUCACCCUAACCUUCAGAAACUGUCCAUAAACAUAUGCUUUGAGUUUAAGUCAUGUCACUUGCAGCAGUUGUGUGUCAAUGAUAAAAAGAAAGGUACUUGAACAAAGCAGCAAUUUAACACUUUUUGCACGGCUGACUCCAAUCGCUUUUCUGAACAAUUUCACUGUUUGGAAUUCCGCGUUAAGAGACUAUAAAGACUAUUUUGGGGGGUGAUCUCUUGUUUUUGCACAGGCUUACUGACUAGUAUCUUUUUAAAAUAUGCAAAAUGUUUUUAGCUUCUAUUAUAACAGAGUUCAAACAACAUGCGCGGGCUACGUACUUGGGCGGUGUGCUGUUUUAGAGAACUUGCAGAAAUUAAACUGGUUUCCAAUUAUAAAACGAGAGAGCUAGCACCACUGAAAAUCACUCAAAAAGCCCUCUACGAUGAUGUCUGGCCUGAUUACUUAUGCCUUAAAUUCCAUAUAGGCACUAAGUUGGCUAUUCAAACUCAAAGAGACACUUUUCAGGACUCAGCAGCGAGAUUAUUUAAUACGCUACCUGAUAGGUUAAGGCAAGAGCCUAACUAUAGCAAGUUCAUUAGGUUAGCAAAGAAGCUCAUGUUCUCCAAAGGAGAAAGCAUAUGA
This is a messenger RNA of Porites evermanni, 1548 nucleotides long. The record is from the annotation of a GenBank genome assembly. NCBI's taxonomy places the organism in Eukaryota, Metazoa, Cnidaria, Anthozoa, Scleractinia, Poritidae.